AUGACAUUCACUCUAAGUCCCCAAUUCGAGCCGCUGGCUAUCGUCGGCCUCGCAUGUAAAUAUGCCAAUGGCAUUGACUCACCCGAUGACCUCUACGAGCAAGUCAUGGCUGCGCGGUCUAUGCACGGCCCCAUGCCGUCCACCCGCAUGGACGCCUUUUUCUACUAUCAUCCUUCCUCGGAAGCAACAGGCACAACAUACUCCAAAGGCGGAUACUUCCUGAAUUCCGAUAUCAAUGCGUUUGAUGCGCCGUUCUUCCAGCUUUCGGAGAUGGAUGUCCUAGCUAUGGAUGCCCAACAGAAGAUGCUGCUGGAGAAUGUUUAUCAUGCACUCGAGAAUGCUGGCAUACCAUUGAAUGAGGCAAUCUCGUCAUCCACAUCCGUGUUCGUUGGUUGCUCGAAUAAUGACCAUCUUGCCCUGGCGAAUUCCGACCUGCUCAUGGCGCUCAAAGGAAAAGGCACAGGGACGAGUCCAUCCAUCCUGGCCAACCGAAUUAGCUGGUUUUACGACUUCCAAGGAACGAGUCAAACCAUUGAUACGGCUUGUUCAAGUAGUUUGGUGGCCUUUCAUCAGGGGUGCAUGGAUGUUCAGGCCGGAAGGUCUACUAUGUCAAUUAUCAGCGGCAUCAAUCUCAUCGAGCACCCUGCGCCGACAAUGUACCUCUCCAGCCUGGGAGUCCUCUCUCCGGAUGGGCGGAGUAUGAGUUUUGAUGCACGCGCAAACGGAUACGGACGAGGUGAAGGCCUUGGCACAGUAAUUGUCAAGCCUCUCCGUGCAGCGCUUCGGGAUGGGAACCGUAUUCGAGCCAUCGUCCGAAGCACCGGCUCUAACCAAGAUGGUCGGACGCCCGGCAUCACUGUCCCUAGUCCUACUGCCCAAGCGCGGCUUAUCCGCGAGGUUUACGCAGCUGCAGAUCUGGACCCGUCGCGAACAGGCUACGUUGAGGCUCAUGGUACUGGCACGCCCGUGGGAGAUCCACUCGAGGUGCAGGCUAUUUCCGCCACAUUAGGGGUUUCACGAGACUCGCCAGUAUUUAUCGGAUCUGUAAAGUCAAUUGUUGGGCAUUUGGAGGGAGGCGCAGGCAUCGCGGGAUUGAUAUCUGCAGCUAUGGCGGUGGAGUCAAAGACUAUUCCACCUGUAGCAGGUUUACAGACCCUGAAUCCGAGGAUCCCUAAGCACGAGUAUGUGAGAUUUGCGAGAGGGGCAACGGACUGGCCGAGGGACGAUAUUCGACGAGCGUCAAUUAAUUCUUUCGGGUUUGGUGGAACAAAUGCGCACGUUGUUUUGGACGAUGUAGAAGGAUUCUUUACUGAUCUUCUGGGACAGCAGCUAAAUGAGGGCUUACAAAUGACCUGGCCUACACCAAGUGUGUCCAAAACGUUGUCCGGAAAGUCUCUCACAAAUGUGAGUAUGGCGAAUGUUGUGCCCAAGUCUUUCUCCGAGAACCGGUUGUUUGUGAUAUCCUCAUUUGACGAGGCUGGUAUCCAGCGCAAUGCUGCAUCAUUAGUGUCCCACCUGGAUUCUCUGCGCAGUAGAGCAGACCCUCAUGGGGAGGAAGAAUUCUUGCACGAUUUGUGCCACACGCUGAAUGAAAAACGGACCCACUUUGAUUGGCGCAGCUACCAUGUUGCAGAUAGCAUCGACAGCCUGCGCGGGUCAUUGAAAAACGCACGUCCGGUGCGACGGUCUCACGCGAACAAGGUUGUUCGGUUUAUCUUUACGGGUCAGGGUGCCAACUGGGCGGGCAUGGCCGAGGAUCUCAUGGUGUAUCCGUUGUUCCGGCGGCGCAUUCAAGAGGCGGCUGCAUUCCUGAAGGAACUAGGAAGUUCCUGGGAUCUCUUUGAACGCAUUACCUCGCAACAUGGAGAUCUAAAUGAGCCCACCUAUGCGCAGUCCUCUUGUGUCGCAGUACAGGUCGCUUUGGUGGAUCUCCUAGCCAGCUGGAAGGUAAUCCCACAGACGGUAGUUGGGCACUCAUCCGGUGAGAUUGCAGCUGCGUACUGUUCGGGCAAGAUCUCGCGUCAAGCGGCUUGGAAAGUAGCCUUCCAUCGGGGUCAAGUAUGCUCCAGACAGACAGGCGGCAAAGGGCGAAUGCUGGCCACUGCAAUGCCCGCCGGCCAAUUGGAGAGACUCGUUGCGCAUGUCAAUAAGGGGCAAUCUACUCCAGUCAAGAUCGGGUGCUAUAACAGUCCAAAGAACCAUACCCUGACAGGUAGACAGGAGGAUAUUCUACGGGCUAAAGAGGAAUUGGAUGAGGCCGGCGCUCUAAGUCGCUUAUUACAGGUCAAAGUAGCCUAUCACUCACAGUACAUGGAGGAUGUUGCCCAUGAGUAUUUGGAGCUGUUAGGUGAUCUGGACUUUGGCGAGAAGAUCCAUACUGAUGCCUGCAUCAACAUGGUCUCUUCCGUGACAGGACAAACUACUUCAGCUGACGAGGUUGGGAAGGCAUCAUACUGGGUUAAGAAUUUGGUUUCGCCGGUGCAGUUUUCCAGGGCACUACUGACGUCCAUGGAUAGUCCAGAUGCGACGAAGCAGGAAGACGCGCUGAUCGAGAUUGGGCCGCACUCCACGCUUCGUACAGCGAUCAGCGAGACAUUCGCGGACUAUCCCGAGUUCCAAUCUGUCCAGUACGGCAGCUUGAUGAAACGUUUUGAGACGGAUGGGUCGACUAUCCUGCGCACCUUCGGUAUGCUUGUCUGCUCUGGCUACGAUAUCAACCUGGCUGCCAUCAAUGACCGCCGUACUGGAGCUAAGAAAAUGCCGCGACUACUCACCAACCUUCCCUUCUAUGCCUUUGAUCACUCGCGGUCGGUGAGGGGACAGACCCGCAGAAUUGAACACAUGAAGUUUCCGGCCUACAAGAGACAUGAAUUGCUGGGCGUACCAGUCGAAGACAGCAAUUGCUUCGAGCAACGAUGGCGGAAUAUCCUAAGACCAGACGAUAUCCCUUGGCUGCGCAUGAACAGAAUGAAGGGGGACAUUCACUUUCCUGGCGUGGCGUAUCUGCUGAUGGCCAUGGAAGCCGCUAUGCAACGUGCCGGUACAGCAGAGGCCAUCAAAGGCAUCAGGUUGGGGAAUGUAUCAAUGUUGGCGCCUCUCCCAAUUCCGGAUAGCCCUGAGGGGGUGGAGAUUCUCUUUUCGAUCUACCCGAUGGAUGUGCGUGCGAAUACUCCAACAGACUACUCUGCCUUCCGGGUUGUUUCGUAUGAUACUACCGAAAAAGUGUGGGUAGAGCAUUGUGUCGGAUCGGUUCGAGUCGAAACCCACCAGGAAAAUUCCCAGUCACUUGCUGAGCUGCGGGACAAGUGUACCGAUCCUGUCGAUAUCUCUCAAAUGUAUAGCGGCUUUGCCACCGCAGGUAUGGAAUUUGGCGAAUACUUGAAAAAUAUUAAAGAGAUGAAACUUUCGGCAGACCACAGAGCCUGUACUGCCUCCAUCACGGCCCCCAGCAUACCAGCCCAAGCCCAUGAUCAAUACGUUCUGCAUCCGUGCACAUUCGAAAGCAUGCUGCACGCCCUGUUGCAUCUAUGCCAAGCCUCGCAAAGCCCAAUGGUAACUAACUAUAUCGAGGACGUUUUGAUAUCAAAUCCUAUUGAUAAUCCAGCCCCUAGCUUUCAGUUCAUUGCCAAGACGCAGCAGACUUCGUCCACGGCGUGGCGGUCCGAUAUCACCAUAAUGUCUGAUACAGGUAGUCAGCGCAUUGGCAUCAAGGGUCUCGAUCUAGUGCAGCUGCCUUCGAGCGAGGAAGACGCAUCUGACGCGGAGUCCUUUUACGUUGUGAAGUGGAAGCCGGAUGUGAAGCUUCUCACGUCUGUGAAGGCGCUAAGAGACUCAGCCCCCGUUGACGUUGCACAGCAUCUGCCGACUUUUGAUGAGCACGAAGGAUUCCAACUGGCAUCGGCGGUCUUUGUCCUUGAUACGAUGGAGUAUGUAGAUCGCACCGGAUUGCCAUCUUUACCAGACCAUCAUCAAGCAUUCAUGAAGUGGAUGAAGCAGGAGUGCGAAUCUAUCGCAAACGACAAGGCCCCCAUGCUGGAUAAAGCGCUGCUGGAAGGCAUUCGCGCCAGCCCUGAUCGCAGACGUGAUCUGCUUGAUAGGGUUGCGAAGCAAAGUGCACGAGGAGAACUUCUCGUGCGGGUGGGCACCCAGAUAGUGCAUAUACUGGAGCAGAAGAUUGACUGUCUAGAAGUCAUGUUCGGGCCGGAUGACCUCAUGGAUAGGACAUACGAAGAGGGCCUCCCAGGCCAGAUUGCGCCUGCUCUGGCAGGAUACCUGCAUUGUCUGGCCCACGCAGAGAACGGAAUCAAGAUCCUCGAGGUCGGCGCAGGUACUGGAAGCGCUACGAAAGUCAUCCUCGAUAGCCUGAAGCCGACAGCGAGACAAGAUGGAGGAGGCUUGGUCUCUGCUGUCUCGAUGUACCACUUCACUGAUAUUUCGGCCGCGUUCUUUGAGAAGGCACAGACUCGCUUCCACGAUUGGGCAGAUAUUUUGCGCCCCAAAGUAUUGAAUAUAGAGCUUGAUCCCGCUGAACAGGGGUUUGAGAUGGGAUCUUAUGAUUUGGUCAUUGCUACUCAUGUUCUUCACGCCACUGCCAAUUUAAACGCUUGCUUAAGCAAUAUUAAAAGAUUGCUCAAAGAGGGCGGAGAUCUAAUUGUGAUCGAGAACACCCAACCCAACCUGAUGUGCUCGCCUCUGGCUUUUGGAUUGCUCCCCGGUUGGUGGCGUAGUAUCGAGCCUUAUCGACAGACCAAUCCUUUGAUCACUGAGCCUCAGUGGGACCAGGAGCUGCAGAAUGCAGGUCUCCAGACUCGACUUCUGAUCAAAGAUACUGACACCGAGGUCAAUGAAAUGUCCGCCUUUGUGGCUUCUCGAGUGCCAGAGGUCCCUAACAUGCAGCGUGUUUGUAGUGUUAUUUACUCGUCGAGCUACAGUGGGCAAUAUGAGCUAGCAUCCCAAGUUGCUCAUAACCUCUCAUCAAGCGGUGCACCCACUCUUGUCGACCUAGCUAAUGUCUCAUCGGAGCAUAUCGACACAAUUGGGAUCGUCCUUCUUGGCUUCCAGGCACUAGAUCUGUCCGAGCUUUCCAGGCAAGAAUACGAGAAGAUCAACUUCAUCCUGGGCUCAUUCCGCAACCUUCUCUGGGUUACAUGCGAUGCAGACAGCGUACCAAAAUCGGCCAUGGCAAGUGGACUCGUGCGAACAGCCCGCUGGGAGAGGGACCAUGACAGCGUCAACUUCCUUAUGAUGGGGAUCUCCCAUCCUAUGCCGAGUUCUUCAGCUAUCGUCGCGCAAAUCGUUCGUGUCUGUGACAACGCAUACCUAUCUCGCGAGCUAGUACCGCGUAACGCAGAAUUCCGCCUUCAAGAUGGGAUACUGCUCACUAACCGGCUCUUCCCAGCCACGGGCAUCAACGAGUGCAUUGAGUCGAGUUCACGUGCGAGAUCCAAGCACGUGAAGCUCCAGGAAAUAAAUUAUCCUGUCAAGCUAACUUCCAUCGGACCUCAUCAGCCGAAUGGCUUACAUUUUGUCGAGGAUAAACUAGCCGGAGAGCCGCUCUUGCCGCAUGAAAUAAAGAUACAGGUCUGUGCCGUUGGGCUAGACGAGAACGAUGCAGAGCAAAUCAAUCGCUUGAUUCCAGGGGAGAGCAUUUGUAGCCAAGCUGCAGGUGUCGUUGUAGAGGCAGGACACGCAGUGCAGGAUAUACAGGUUGGUGAUGCGGUCAUGGCUCUGAGAACCGGAGAUAGUGGUUCAUUCCAGACGUUCUUCCGCACUCAUUACUCGGCGGCUGCGAAGGCACCAGAAGACAUCAAACUAUCAGAUGCUGCAGCGCUUCCGUUACCUUUUGCUACCGCUUACCACGGUCUUGUCAAUGUGGUUCGAUUAGGACACAACGACACCAUCCUCAUUCACCACGCUGUCGGUGCAAUCGGCCAGGCUGCGGUCCAAAUCGCUCGGAUGCUAGGUGCAACGGUUUACGCUACUGUCUCGAGCGAGGCACAGAGAAAGACUCUGGCUCAACAUGGCAUUUUGCAAAGCCACAUCCUGGAUCUUGACUCAUUUGCAGAGAAAACCUUCACUCUGACAGCCAACCGAGGUGUGGAUGUUGUCUUCAACCUCAGUCGUCAAGGCAUCGAACACAGGCACAUUUUCUGUCUGUCGCCUUUCGGCCGUCUGGUUGACCUUCAUGGCCAAGGUAUUCUGCACGCUGGGACCACUGGCCCAACGAAUCGAUCUUACUCGACUGUGAACAUUAGGACUAUGUCUCAGGCGAAGCCCGAGGCCUUGCAUGAGAUAAUGCGGACCAUCAGCCGGCUUCUGUCACAGCAUAUCAUCCGACCAAUCACCCCAGUGCUCGCCGGAUACUCCCAGCUUCACAGCACCCUAUCCGAUAUCCGACAGGGUAGUCCUGGUCCUUGGGCUCUUGAACCCCGGGCAAACGACGCCAUCCCGGUCGCUAUGAAGCCCGUCGGGAGCCACACUUUCGACCCGUGCGCUUCCUACCUCCUUGUCGGUGGGUUUGGAGGAAUCGGGCGAAGUGUCGCCCGGUGGAUGCUUACCCGGGGUGCUAGGAACUUUGUCUUCUUGUCGCGGUCCGGGGCAAACAGUGUCCCUGCUAAGCAGCUAUGUACUGAUCUGCUGGCUGCUGGCUGCAGUGUGUCUGAUAUUAAAUGUGAUAUCACCGAUAGGAAGGCUGUUGCAACAGCUAUUGAGCAAUCUCAGCUGUCGAUGCCUCCAAUUAAAGGAUGCAUGCAGUGUUCUAUGGUUCUUGAAGAUGCCUUGCUCUCCAAUAUGACCCAUACCCAGUUCCUCAACGCUAUCACCCCGAAAGUCCAAGGGACUAUCAACAUCGCCUCCGUUCUGUCUUCUGUCAAGUCCAACUUGGAAUUCCUCGUCCUCCUGUCCUCGUCCGCUGGGAUUAUCGGAAAUCGGGGUCAGGCAAACUACUCUGCCGCCAACGCUUUCCUUGACGCCUUUGCCGCCCACCUGGUAUCCCGCGGCUACCCGGCCACGUCCAUCAGUCUCGGCAGCGUCCUCUCAGUCGGCUGGGUGGCCGAGAACCAAGACCGACUCCCCAUUGCGCUCUCCUACGGCGCGAUCUCCGAGGGCCUGUUGCUGUCCAUCCUCGAAUACCAUAUGGAUCCCAGCUGGGGCGCCGCCCAGAGUCCUAGUACAUGCCACACGGUCGCGGGUGUGCGGUCUGCGCGGGACUUCAUUCGACAGUCCAUCCCACUACCAGGAUUCAUGGCCUACCCGCUUUUCUCACCGCUUCGAGCGCUCGCCAGCGAGUCCAAGACCGAGGAGAAAGGGGCUGACUUCCCCAUUACCCGAGCUUUGCAGACGGCCACGUCGGUCGAGAACGCGACGGAGCUUAUUACGCGUGCGAUCAUAGGGAAGUUGGCGAAGGUGAUGGCGUUAUCCGCCAAAGAGAUUGACCCACAACGGUCGCUGGCAUCCUAUGGCGUAGAUUCACUGGUGACUGUCGAUUUGAAGGCUUGGUUCAAGAGGGAUGUCGGGGUCAACGUCUCGUCGGCGGACCUCUUGGGCGAUUCGGGGAUUACGACACUGGCGGGGAGAGUGGCACCUAGUAGCGAGUUUUUGUCUGCAAAGGUGUGCGUAGAGUGAGUAGGCGUGCAUCUGGCUUCAAA
Molecule: messenger RNA, 7646 nt
Organism: Aspergillus alliaceus
Lineage: Eukaryota; Fungi; Ascomycota; Eurotiomycetes; Eurotiales; Aspergillaceae
Product: type I polyketide synthase
Exons: 9
Coding region: 1-7623 (2540 amino acids)
Biological process (GO): fatty acid biosynthetic process; secondary metabolite biosynthetic process
Molecular function (GO): oxidoreductase activity; 3-oxoacyl-[acyl-carrier-protein] synthase activity; fatty acid synthase activity
Source: RefSeq, a predicted model, not a curated record